AUGACGCAGGAUCGUCUGCUUGAUCGUAUUGUAAAUCUUCUCCAACCAGACUUUGAAAGCUCCGAUAUCGAGAACGUACGUCAUUAUAUAACUGUUUACAAAGGAAUGUUCCUCAAAAAAGCUGAUUAUAUUGUACAAGUAUCUUUCGCUGGAUUCCUCGGCAAAACGAAAGUCGCGAAAAGUUGCACUCAUCCCGAAUGGAAUGAGCAAUUUUCCCUUAGCUGGUUAUUUCCAUCCUUGUGCCGUACAUUUCUUAUACAGGUGCUAGCUAACGAGUUACUACAGUGGAAAUGCAUUUGCAACUUUGAAGUACAUUUUGAUGAUAUUACGUUCCCAGGUAGUUUUCCUUCAUUUGGGCCCAGUUUCCUGCAUCUGUACGACCCCAUCAAUACCAACAAUUAUAUUGGACGAAUAAUGAUAUCAAUAAAAACCGAAAAACUUCAAAAACAUUUGAGCCCUGUUCGCUGCAUAAUUUCGAGGAGGGUUCCUACUUUAUCAGAAUCUUCUUUUUGGGCGGUUGAAAAUUUUGUCAUUGUGGGUUUGAUUUGGACCGGCGACUUCAUUCAAGUUGCAUCGAGCAAUAUUAAAUUCAAACUUAGAUGCGGAGAGUAUUGUUCGAACUUAGUGGAAGCGUUUUUACAUAGUUACAAGAAUUCGUCGAAUUACAAAUAUUUCAAACAGGAAUCCCCGCAUGGGAUAAUUCGACUGAGUGGAUUUUUUCCAGAUUAUAGACUGAAAUUUGAAGCAGAUCAAAUUUUGAAAGAUUUAACUGAAAUUAUGAGAAGACAACUUUAUAAUUAUAAAUUAUUUGAAAUCAAAUAUGACAAAAACGAGGCAGUCCAUGCAAAGUGUCUGAGGGCGAUUAUUUCAUCGUUCCAGGAGAAGGUUGUGCAGGAACGAGGACACAUUGAGUAUUCCGGCUUUAAACAACUAACAGACUGGGAUAAAGAGAGGAUAAGGUACAUCACGGAUUAUUUGUCGUCUCUUACGGCAAGCAGGGAAGACUUUAAGUAUUUGCUUAAGCCCCAACUAUAG
This is a messenger RNA of Hermetia illucens (black soldier fly), 1035 nucleotides long. Its product is annotated as otoferlin-like. The transcript has 7 exons. NCBI's taxonomy places the organism in Eukaryota, Metazoa, Arthropoda, Insecta, Diptera, Stratiomyidae. Gene Ontology annotation, biological process: plasma membrane organization. The record is from RefSeq and is a predicted model, not a curated record. Bases 1 to 1035 code for a protein of 344 amino acids.